Molecule: messenger RNA, 2568 nt
Organism: Epinephelus fuscoguttatus (brown-marbled grouper)
Lineage: Eukaryota; Metazoa; Chordata; Actinopteri; Perciformes; Serranidae
Gene: glra2
Product: glycine receptor, alpha 2
Exons: 9
Coding region: 427-1797 (456 amino acids)
Biological process (GO): nervous system process; signal transduction; regulation of membrane potential
Cellular component (GO): synapse; neuron projection; plasma membrane
Molecular function (GO): chloride channel activity; glycine binding; transmitter-gated monoatomic ion channel activity
Source: RefSeq, a predicted model, not a curated record
GAAAUGAGAAAAGGCGUUCCACUCCCAUUCCUCAACAGAGGACGGUCCUCCACCUGCGAAAGAUUUCACUUAUGAGUAACAACACGGGCCGGCGGGGCUGUCUUCACAGAGCGAGCACUCAAAUCUGAGCUAGCGCAAAAAGCUUCCAGCCUCCGCUGCGUUUUUUGGAGUUUCAGCCUCUCGGCGUCUGACCACUGGACUGAUGUUUCUUCACACCUCCGCUUCGAGAAAUCUGUUUUUGGGAGUCAGAGUUUCGUGAAACUAAACUAUGAUCUGUGGCUGCGUUGAGGAAUGUCUCCUGUAUUUUUGUGUGACACAAGAACACCCAAACGCCCACGACUUAUUGGUCAGGAAGAAAGCGGUGCCCCUAUUUGGAUUAUGUGUUUGACCAAUGUAAACAUAUGGAAGAAAUAAAAAAGUGAGCACAUGGGAAAACCACCAGGAAUGAAUCGCUCCUUUAUUAAGAUUUUGGCAGCUUUAUUUACAUAUUUCAUGGAGACAAACAACUUCAGAGCUGUGGAUGCCAAGGAGCACGAUUCCAGAUCAUCCUCCAGCAUGUCUCCAUCAGACUUUCUGGACUCACUCAUGGGUCGCACGUCUGGGUAUGAUGCACGAAUAAGACCCAAUUUUAAAGGUCCCCCCGUAAACGUUACAUGCAAUAUUUUUAUCAACAGUUUCGGCUCUGUCACAGAGACAACCAUGGAUUACAGAGUGAACAUCUUCCUGCGGCAGAAGUGGAAUGACCCUCGGCUGGCGUACAGUAAAUACCCAGAUUCCUCCCUCGACUUGGACCCGUCCAUGUUGGACUCCAUUUGGAAACCCGACCUCUUCUUUGCCAACGAGAAAGGGGCCAACUUCCAUGAUGUCACCACUGACAACAAGCUGCUGCGGAUCUUCAAGGAUGGGACCGUCCUCUACAGCAUCAGGUUGACUCUCAUUCUGUCCUGCCCGAUGGACCUGAAGAACUUCCCGAUGGAUGUCCAAACUUGUACGAUGCAGCUGGAAAGUUUCGGCUACACCAUGAACGACUUGGUUUUCGAGUGGCUGGAGAACGGUGCAGUGCAGGUGUCAGAGGGGCUCACACUGCCUCAGUUCAUCAUGAGGGAAGAGAAGGAACUGGGAUACUGUACAAAACACUACAACACUGGUAAAUUCACCUGCAUAGAGGUGAACUUUCACCUGGAGCGGCAGAUGGGGUACUACCUGAUCCAGAUGUACAUCCCUUCCCUCCUCAUUGUCAUCCUCUCAUGGGUGUCGUUUUGGAUCAAUAUGGAUGCUGCGCCUGCCAGAGUGGCGCUGGGGAUCACCACUGUGCUUACCAUGACCACCCAAAGCUCCGGCUCCAGAGCUUCUCUUCCAAAGGUCUCUUACGUGAAAGCCAUUGAUAUCUGGAUGGCUGUGUGUCUCCUCUUUGUAUUUGCUGCAUUGCUAGAAUAUGCUGGGGUUAAUUUUGUCUCCAGGCAACAGAAAGAGUUCCUUCGCCUGAGGCGAAGACAAAGGAGGAAUCACAAGGAUGAGGAAAUGCGUGAAGGCCGCUUUAACUUUGCUGGCUACAAUAUGAGUCAGUGUCUACAAACAAAGGAUGGCUCAGCUGUUAAGAACGCUGCUCCGGCUCCAAACCCUCAACCAUCUGUUCCCAAGGAUAUAGACACCAUGAGGAAGAAGUUUGUGGACAGAGCCAAGAGGAUAGACACUAUCUCCAGGGCUGCUUUUCCUCUCGCGUUCCUCAUCUUCAACGUCUUCUACUGGGUCACCUACAAGAUCAUCAGGCAUGAGGACAUCCACCAAAAGACUUAACACUUGACAAACAACAUAUACUUUUUUCCAUUUCUCAGAUUGAGAAAUGCUUGGGAAGCACAGUGAGAUGAGAUUGGAGACUGUGCAUCGAGAGGUAGCCGACCAUGGUGGUUUUGACGGUGGUGUUCUUUCAGGGAUAAUGUAUAAUGUUCAUGCGUCAUACAGUAAUGCUCAUGUUCUGAUAAUGUGAACAGCUCUUGAGACGCAGAUGCUUUUUUGUUGUUGUACUGCUGCAUAUUUCCUGACAAAAUCUGGAAAAAUGGUUUUAACUCAAGGCUUAGUAACAUGUUGGAGCAGAUGGACCAAAUUUUUGUCUUUGAAUAAAUCCUACCUUGGCACCUGUACAAGGAACAAAGAAACAUUCCAUGGAUUUGUAACUGUAAGGUAGCUUAGUCAGACCCUCAGUGACUUUUUGUGAUUGCAAAAAGGGUAUUUCUUAAGGAUGCUUAAGACUGUUUUAUAUUGUAAUAUUGUCACGGCACUUCCUCUAUGUUUAUACAAAAUAAAGCAGCAAAACUUCUAAAAUAUACACACAGAAAGCACAUACUGACACACCCUUCAGACAUUAGGCAGCAGCCCACGUUUUCAGGCAUGGGCGCGAACAAAGGCGAUGAAAAUCUGGAAUUGGACACCGCAUUUUUAUGAAAUACCCGAGGCCUUAGAUAUCAAAGAUUUGGUGAGAUGAAGUGCUGUGCUUCUCUAUUUUUUCAUGCAUCUCCUCUCGUUCAGUGGUCUAUCAGAGCCGAAUGCAGUGUUUGAUCUUUUCUACCU